UCACCAAGCAGUACGAUGGUAAUACACCAAUACCAGGCAGUACCAGUGGCCAACAACGGUAUAGUAGCAAGGAUCAAGCGGUAACAGGCUUACCGGAUGGUAUGGUAUGGUCGAGUAUGGUCGAAUGUUCGGGAGGUGACGUGGCCGCGUACUUCCACGUGGAGCAUCCAUCGUUCCUUCAAAUUCUCGCUGGGCGAUCUCAGACUCUUUUUCCUUGUCACCCAUAUUUUCGGCCAACUAGACGAUAUAGCUUGAAUACCCGUCUGCUUUCGUUCUUCAUACCCCGGUAUCAUGGAAGCUCCCUGGACAAAGUCUCCGGAAGAAAUACUUCAACAUUUUGGCGUGGACCCAGCCCGCGGUCUAACUUCUGCCCAAGCCGCUAAGCAUGCUGAGCUGUAUGGGAAGAAUGAGCUACCCGAAGAUCCUCCUACUCCUCUCUGGGAGCUAAUUCUAGAGCAAUUCAAAGAUCAGCUUGUCCUCAUCCUACUUGGAUCCGCUGUCGUUUCAUUCGUCCUUGCCAUCUUCGAGGAUACCGAAGGCGGUCUUUCCGGCACUGCGUUCGUGGAGCCACUAGUCAUAUUUCUCAUUUUAGCGGCCAAUGCGACUGUUGGCGUCAUCCAGGAAACGAAUGCCGAAAGAGCAAUAGACGCUUUGAAAGAAUACUCGCCGGAUGAAGCCAAGGUCAUAAGGUCCAGCCAGCUUGCGCGAAUUCAUGCCUCAGAACUUGUUCCUGGUGAUAUCAUAUCCAUAUCUGUGGGAGAUAAGAUACCAGCAGACUGCCGAUUAAUCUCCGUAUCAUCGAGUAGCUUCAGGCUCGACCAAGCUAUUUUAACGGGAGAAAGUAUAAGUGUCAACAAGUCUGUUGAUGUCGUUGCCGAUGCUAGAGCUGUCAAGCAGGACAUGAUUAAUAUCUUGUUCUCUGGAACAACCGUGGUUAACGGGAACGCGAAAGCAAUCGUUGUUUUUACCGGAGAACAUACUGCCAUUGGUGAUAUUCACAAAUCCAUCAUAUCGCAGAUUUCAGACAAGACGCCUUUGAAGCGCAAGCUCGACGAUUUCGGAGACACCCUGGCUAAAGUCAUCACCGUCAUAUGCAUUCUUGUUUGGAUAGUCAAUAUACGCCAUUUCUGGGACCCUUCACAUCAAGGUGCUCUACGCGGUGCCAUAUACUACUUCAAAAUUGCAGUGGCCUUGGCUGUCGCCGCAAUUCCAGAGGGUCUUGCUGCUGUCAUCACUGCAUGCCUAGCACUCGGCACCAAGAAAAUGGCCCAGAAUAACGCUAUCGUCCGUAACUUGCCCAGUGUCGAAACUCUAGGAUGUACAAACGUCAUCUGCUCUGACAAGACAGGGACAUUGACCACGAAUCAAAUGAGUGUUUCGAAUUUCGUCAUUGUUGAUGAAUCAGGCCGUCCCCGUGAAUUCGUCGUUGAAGGCACCACCUUCUCGCCCUACGGAUCGGUAACGUCUGUGGAUGGCAAAGGAGAUCCAGCAGAAUCGUCAUCAGACACUCUACAAAGAUUGGCUGAGAUCAGUUCUAUAUGCAAUGACUCUAAGAUCGUCUACCAUUCUGAUAAGGACACGUACACCAAUGUUGGUGAACCAACCGAGGCCGCAUUGAAAGUCCUUGUCGAAAAGAUCGGCUGCAUUGACGCCGAAGUCAAGAAAUCGUUGUCCUCGUUGUCACCCUCUGACCGGACCAGCGCCGUUAAUGAGUACUUCGAAAGGGCUAUUCCUCGGCUCCUCACCUUCGAAUUCUCUCGGGACCGUAAGAUGAUGUCGGUGUUGGUGAAACUAGAACAGGGAGGCGCCCUUUUUGUCAAAGGGGCCCCCGAAUCUAUCCUGGAACGAUCCACCUCGAUCCAGGUCAAUGGGAAAACAAUACCUAUGACGCCUGAGCUUCGGGAGGCACUAUUGGAACGGACUCUCACGUAUGGAUCCAAAGGCCUUCGGACACUCGCCAUGGCAUACACCAAAGUUGAAGAUGUCGACUCUGCUCAUUACCUGUCUGAAAGUUCCAAGGACUAUUCCCGAUUUGAACAGAACCUAGUGUUCGUUUCUCUUGUAGGCAUGCUUGACCCUCCGCGCCCUGAAGUGAAGGGCGCAGUGGCCAAUUGCAAAGCCGCUGGCAUUCGUGUUGUUUGUAUAACCGGCGACAACAAAGGAACAGCCGAGACUAUUUGCAGGCAAAUAGGAAUCUUCGACGAGGACGAAGAUUUGACUGGCAAGAGCUACACGGGACGGGAGUUGGACCAGCUUACGCAAGAGGAGAAAAUUGUUGCUGUCCAAAGAGCCAGUCUGUUCUCGCGUACGGAACCUGGCCAUAAGAGUCAGCUUGUAGAUUUACUACAAGGUCUCGGACUUGUUGUGGCCAUGACCGGUGACGGCGUUAAUGAUGCACCUGCACUGAAGAAAGCUGACAUAGGUGUCGCAAUGGGAAGUGGUACAGACGUCGCAAAACUAGCUGCUGAUAUGGUUCUGGCCGAUUCGAAUUUCGCGACCAUAGAGAAGGCCGUCGAAGAGGGUAGGCUUAUUUAUAAUAAUACUAAACAGUUUAUACGUUACCUCAUAUCCUCUAACAUUGGCGAGGUUGUUAGCAUAUUCUUAACCGUUCUUCUUGGCAUGCCUGAAGCUCUAAUUCCCGUCCAACUAUUGUGGGUCAAUCUCGUAACGGACAGCUUACCGGCGACCGCAUUGGGAUUCAAUCCCGCAGAUCACUCCAUUAUGAGGGUGCCCCCUAGAAACAGUCGUGAGCCGCUUGUCGGCAAAUGGCUCUUCAUCAGAUAUAUGGUCAUCGGAAUGUAUGUCGGUUGUGCAACCGUCUUUGGAUACGCUUGGUGGUUCAUGUUCUAUACCAAUGGACCGCAGAUAUCAUUUUACGAAUUGACGCACUUCCAUCAGUGUUCGGUACUUUUCCCAGACAUCGGAUGUGAAAUGUUCUCAAAUGAGAUGGCCAAGCGAGCAACUACCAUCAGUUUGUCCAUCUUGGUAGUCGUGGAGAUGUUUAACGCCAUGAACUCUUUGUCGGAGAACGAAAGUUUGCUAAGGCUUCCGGUGUGGAAAAAUCCGUUCCUCGUGGCGGCAAUCACUCUGAGCAUGGGACUACACUUCAUGAUUCUCUAUGUACCAUUCUUUACGACAUUGUUCGCCAUCACUCCGUUGAACUGGGAUGAAUGGAAAGCCGUCAUAUACAUUAGCGCUCCUGUGAUACUGAUUGACGAAGUGCUGAAAUUGGUUUCGACGAUGUAUAUUGACCCCCCUUCGAGGGCAAAAAUAGAAUAGAGUGUUGCACGACAUAAAGUAGUCCUGAUAAUUGCUGUAUCUGAUUGAAACGCACGAGGUGUAAGGAAGAUUGAUGUGGCGAUCUUGUAUGUGUAUGCACAUAUUUGGUAC
Messenger RNA from Guyanagaster necrorhizus, 3390 nucleotides. Its product is annotated as Ca-transporting ATPase. The transcript is spliced from 12 exons. Gene Ontology annotation, biological process: calcium ion transport. Gene Ontology annotation, molecular function: ATP hydrolysis activity; P-type calcium transporter activity; ATP binding. Lineage: Eukaryota; Fungi; Basidiomycota; Agaricomycetes; Agaricales; Physalacriaceae. Gene Ontology annotation, cellular component: membrane. The record is from RefSeq and is a predicted model, not a curated record. The coding region runs from base 292 to 3279 and encodes 995 amino acids.